UUGGGGCGCGGCUGGGGUGCACUUCUCCGGCAGAGGCAGCUCCGGUGGAGCGAGGCGGCGGGUUUGCAGGUGGAGCCGGCUCGCUGGAGCUGGCCGUGCGCCCUGGGAGUGGAGUCUGUCCCUGCCCGUGGCCCUGGCCGGCAUUGUGACAAUCCCCGGGGCGCUGUGAGUCGCUUAAUCUUUGGUGUUCGAAGCGUCGACAUCUGCAGCCGGCCCCCAAAUCUCUGUGAUAGCCUGAAUGUCAAAAACAUUUCCUGUGACGUGUAAGAAUCCCUGAUUGUAGAAGUUCCCCCACAAGCACCGUUGACUCUAAAGGGAAGAAAAGUAUGAGAGAACCUUAUCUGGUUGAGUCUACAAUUUGAAGACCACCACAGCCACCAGAAAACCAAGGAUGGAUCUGCACCAAAGCACUGCCAUUACCUUCCUUGAGAAAUGGUGUUUGGAUAAGUCACUGUCUGGCUGCAGGAGACAUUAUAAUGUCAGGAAAAAACUGAAGUUAAUUCGAAUCUUGGGCCUUCUCAUGGGCCUAGUAGCCAUCAGCACUGUCUCAUUUUCAAUCAGUGCCUUUUCUGAGCCAGAGACACAGAGCACAGAAGAGGUCAUUGGUGCAAGUGGCCCUAGGGCAAUACACGGUUACCGUCAAAGAACCCUCUUAGAUUUAAAUGACAAGAUUCUGGAUUACACUCCACAGCCACCUCUUUCUCAGGAAGGCAAAUCUGAGAAUACUACAGAUCAUGCCCAAGGAGACUACCCAAGAGACAUCUUUUCCCUCGAGGAGAGAAGAAAAGGCGCCAUCAUUCUGCACGUCAUUGGAAUGAUCUACAUGUUCAUAGCCUUAGCCAUUGUCUGUGAUGAGUUCUUUGUUCCUUCUUUGACUGUCAUCACUGAGAAAUUGGGCAUCUCUGACGAUGUGGCUGGAGCCACCUUUAUGGCGGCUGGGGGCUCGGCCCCAGAACUUUUCACGUCUCUUAUAGGGGUAUUUAUUGCUCACAGCAAUGUUGGCAUAGGCACAAUCGUGGGCUCGGCAGUGUUCAAUAUCCUCUUUGUUAUUGGCAUGUGUGCUCUGUUUUCUAGAGAAAUCUUAAACCUGACAUGGUGGCCGCUCUUUCGGGAUGUGUCCUUCUACAUCGUUGACUUGAUCAUGCUGAUCAUAUUUUUCCUGGAUAAUGUUAUCAUGUGGUGGGAAAGCUUGCUUCUCUUAACAGCUUACUUUGGCUAUGUGGUUUUCAUGAAAUUCAACGUCCAAGUAGAAAGAUGGGUGAAGCAAAUGAUAAAUCGCAAUAAAGUCGUCAAGGUGACAGCACCAGAGGCCCAAGCAAAGUCAUCUACAGCCAGGGACAAGGAUGAGCAGGCUCUACCGGCUAAGCCACGUCUCCAACGAGGUGGAAGUUCUGCCUCCCUCCACAACAGUCUCAUGAGGAAUAGCAUCUUCCAGCUCAUGAUUCACACCCUUGACCCACUCGCUGAAGAACUUGGAUCAUAUGGAAAACUAAAAUAUUAUGACACAAUGACUGAAGAAGGGAGGUUCAGAGAAAAGGCAUCUAUUCUCCACAAGAUCGCCAAGAAGAAAUGCCAGGUGGAUGAGAACGAGAGGCAGAAUGGGGCUGCCAAUCACGUGGAAAAAAUCGAGCUCCCCAACAGCACCAGCACAGAGGUUGAAAUGACAACACCCAGUGAUGCUUCAGAACCUGUACAAAAUGGAAAUCUCUCCCACACCAUUGAAGCCGCGGAAGCCCAGACCACAGAGACGGGUGAAGAUGAGGAGGACCAGCCUCUCAGCCUGGCCUGGCCUUCCAACCCCCGCAAGCAAGUCACAUUCCUAAUUGUUUUCCCCAUAGUGUUUCCUCUCUGGAUUACCUUACCCGACGUCCGCAAACCUUCAUCAAGGAAGUUUUUUCCCAUCACGUUCUUUGGCUCCAUCACGUGGAUCGCUGUAUUCUCUUACUUGAUGGUCUGGUGGGCACACCAGGUUGGAGAGACAAUUGGCAUUAGUGAAGAGAUUAUGGGUCUGACCAUCUUGGCUGCUGGGACCUCCAUCCCUGAUCUUAUUACCAGUGUCAUAGUGGCCCGGAAGGGACUUGGGGACAUGGCUGUGUCCAGCUCUGUUGGAAGCAACAUCUUUGACAUCACUGUAGGGCUCCCACUGCCCUGGCUCCUAUACACCAUCAUUCACAGAUUCCAACCAGUGGCUGUCAGCAGCAAUGGCCUCUUCUGUGCCAUCGUCCUCCUCUUCAUCAUGCUGCUCUUCGUCAUCCUCUCCAUUGCCCUCUGCAAAUGGCGGAUGAACAAAGUGCUGGGCUUCAUCAUGUUCGGCCUCUACUUUGUGUUCCUGGUGGUCAGUGUCCUCCUAGAAGACAGAAUUCUUGUGUGCCCUGUCUCCAUCUAAUAGGAAAAGCCAUAUCUUGAACUAACAGCAUGGAUGGUCCCUCCCCGCCCUGGGUUCUAGGCUCCUUGGCCUCUCCAAAAGAGGCUGCUGACACACAGCCAUGGACAUUUCAAAGUGUCCCUCCUUGGCGGAUUUGAGGAUGGAUGGAUUUGCACUGGGCCCACUCAUUUCACAAGCUGCUGCCAACCUUGCCUACUGAAACAGCUUCAUGCAAGAGACCAUGCAAGAGCCGUUCAUUUGGGGCUUCUCUCCAUUCACCACUGACAGGUACUCCUCGCUGGUCGGAGGUACAUUCAUUGUAAUGAUGCAAACAAUGACAAAGGCUCUCUCUAUAUAUACAUACAAAAUAUACAAAUUAUAAAUAGAUGCACAUGAACACACCCCUGCCUGUUCCUGUAUUAUACCUCUCCUUUCAUAUCUAUAGAGUAAUACAUACCUGUAUACAAAAACAAAGAAAAAUUUUAUAUAUAUAUAUAAAAUCAACACACACACAUAUAUAUAAAUACAAAUGCAUCUUUUCAGGGAUAGCUCUAGUAUAUUUAUAGCACCUAUUUGAAGAGGGGCAUCACCUCCAGUCUGAGCUUUAACUCUUAAGUGCAAGAGGUAAACUAAUAGAAUCAUUGCAGUGACCUUCAGCCUACUUUGGACUUAUCAGGAUCCUGCCUGGUAAGGUGGUUAUCUUAGAGAGAUAUGUUGCAGGAGGGAGGGCUUGGUGGAGAGGGUCUGUAGGGACUCUGAGCUGAGACCUCCAAAACAUUCCCACCAGCCAAACAGUGAAGACUAUCUGCCCAUCCUCACCAGGGCACACUGGCCAAAACCCAUGCAGUUACUUGGAACAGACAGAGGUAAAACCCAGACUGUGUGGAUAUUGCUUUGAGGGCAGGAGAGAGGUGACCAGGGUUUGGGUUUUUUGAAGUUUUUUUUAUAUAUUGCCCCAGCAUGCAAGUAGAAAAAUAUAACUGCACACCAGAUUAGUGCUCUUCUAGGACAAUGAGACUAUAUAAACUGAACCUAUAUUGUCCUAAUGCAUGUCCCAUUAUCAUCCAAAAAGGUGGGGGGCAAGUCUAACUGUGAUUGUCUUUUAGGCAUGUUUUGAUGCUAAGGGCUGACAUAUAAUCAAAAUGCCUGCCAAGGGAGCCUGUGGUAUGUAACAAGAAAUAUCAUCCAGUAGAGGGGCUCAGUGGAACUUGCCACCUAAUGAGAACAUAAGGGCAUAGUUCUUUAAAGCACCUUCCAAUGUGGUUCAUAAAGGGCUUCAGUGUCUAAAGAAAUCAUUAUUCCUCCAAUAGAACUAAACUGAUUCUGAUCAAUACUGCUUGGGUUGAGGCAGCUUAGAGAUGUUUGGAAAGGCAUCUAUAUACUCAGCGCACCCGGGAAGGCUUCUGAUUCCAAUGUCUAGUGGUGCCAGGACCAGGAUUUGGCUAAAGCCCAUGCAAAAUCUGUGUCUCUCCUUCCAUCGGGACCCCAAAGAGGACUCUUCUGAGUCUACUGAAAAACCUCUUCACACCUGGCCUCCAGCCAGUCUUUCCAAGGUUUUGAUCUCCUGAUUUUGCUCAGCAUUCUUGUGACAUUUUCAUUUCAUUCCUUCUCCCAAAUUCUGUUUGACGUCUUGUAGGACUUCCCAGAUCUAUGUCAAUAGAAAUUAAAACCAUCAGGGGGAACAAAAGGCGAACUAAAUUGAUGAAAAAAUAGUUUCUCCUCUCCCCAAGUCAUGCUUUCCUUACAGUCAGUUGAAAAAGUAAAUAGAGGAUGGCCCACGAUCCUGUAUCCAUCUUCCAUCUAAGUCAGCACACACCACAUAUGGGGGACAAUACGGUGUGUGUUCUCAUAUCCAGUCUAUCAUGUCCCUAACGCCUGCUGUGAUUCUGUUGUGGGCACAUACCUCCUAACAUAGGGAGACAGGGUGCACAAGUGACAAUUAAAUAGAGGGGAAGGGAGACCUGACAGCCCCAGCUCGAGCUCAGUGGUCCUUCCACAUAACCUCAGCUCACUCCACAAAGCAUGGCAGUAGCAGGCAGUGCCCAUCACAGCUCUUCACCCACAAGCAGAAGGCACAGGAAAUCAAGAUGCGGCCACACAGGAGGCGAGCCCUCCAGUCUCUCCAACUCGGCCAAGUCGGGUUUUCAGUUGUGUGAGAAAAGCCCACGUCAAGGGCAGGAUGUGUUGAGGCAAGAACACACAUCUGUGCUACUUCUUUAGAGCCAAAGAGAAUGCAAGUGAAUUUCUUGCUGAAACCUCUGGCUGUUUUCCCUGCGCAUUACUUAAAGGGGAGCAAACUGGGUUAUUGCGUGAAUAUUAUUGGUGGGUCUGCUGUUUGAAUAGGUGACUGUCACCCCACUAUAGAUAUAUGAAACCAGAAAGGAUGAGGGAGGCCCACUGCACCUCUGUUCUUGUUGCAGCACUUGCUUAUGCUCCCCUGUCUCAUUCUUUCCCCAUCACUCCCAGCUCACAGUGAAGACCCAUCCAAGCAGCCACAGAGCAUUUUACUUGCCUUGGGAGCUCCACUCCAUAGGAAGUAUUGUGGUUAUUAAUGAGAAGCUGUACUUGAGGAGACAGGCCGUCAGAGUCCAUCCCCACCCCGGGGUGUGCUCCGAGCACGAGGUACAGAGCAGUAUUCCCCGGCUGCCUGUUAUGCAGUUGCCUUCCCCUGCCACGGCUUGCCCAGUAUGUGUCUGGGAGGGGAUGUGUUGGGCUAGGGGGAGUCCAGAGAGCAGUGUGUGGAAUGCAACAGUGGACCUUGAAAAGCAUUCAAAUCACUAACAUAAUUUAUAAGAAAGAACUUUCCUGAGCAGCAUCAUCUCUAACACUUCCCCUGCAUGCCCGUGUACAUGCAUAGAUACCUGUAGAUCUUUAUACCAGAUUUCUAGGUACACACACACUUACAGCAUCACCCUUGACCCAGUCACCUUCAGGAUUCAAAAGCAGGGCACAUCAAAUUUGUCAUAAUGAAGGAAAAGAAAAGUCACCCACACUGACAACUGAAGGGACCUCGUAGGUUUUUUUCUGUACAUGUGUACAUACAGGCCUACACAUACGCCCCCACGCCAUAUACCUUCCCACUCCAAGAGUCGAGCUACAGCCUAUGGAAAUGGCCAGCCAUAGCCCUAAUGCUGACAUACAAGCAAAGAAUACACAGCAGAAAAACUUAGACUGUAGAUAUUCUCUGCUUUCUUGUAGCAGGGCAUAUAAAGGAAUAUCAAAAAUUCUAGAACCACCUUCUUAUUUCUCAAUCUAAAAUAAACAAGCCGUGCCCAAGUGGUUCCAUGCAGUCACAGCAAACCAAGCAGGUCUUGCUUGCUGUCACCUUGCCUGCUGUCGCUCAAGGCAGCCUCCGCACAAGAGAGCGACCUGGCCCAAACCAAGAAUGCCUAAAUAGAACCUUCUAAGCUGCAUCUGGAAAUGCCCGUGCUGGGUCCAGCCACCUUCUGAACCUGACUAGUUCCUGCAGAAUUGAAGUUGGAGCUGAGAUGCGUCUAUGCAGUCCUCCAGGACCUAAGCCGAGCCCAACAGGGGCAGAGCAGGAAGAUGCUGUAUAUGUGCACAGACUAGAGGGCAGGCCUAUUCAUCAGUUCAGCAGAUGUAACCGAAUAUCCUAGAGACUUGCCCAGAAGAUUAUCAAAAGAGGCAGGCACGGAUUCAUAUUCAGGGAAAAAUGCUUUGUCAGGCUUCUAACAGGUGCCACCUGACAGGGGCCAGUAUAAUUUAUUUUCUAGGAAAGACAUGAAUCAGGUGGUUUGGAGGCCUUUCAGCAAAACACAGCUGCCUUGCUGAUGAGACAUUUGAUAAUAUUAAUGUACAUCCCUUCCUGGGCAAGGAGAAAGUUGGCAAACUCCCCACCAAUGCUCACAGCUUUUAAAUUCCUCCAUAACAGGAAGAUGGGAGAUGAGCCAUAAAGGGAGCCCCCUCCUUUCCUGGCCACCUUAGCAGAAAACUGACCAAGCAAAUGGCAAAAGUUAGAGCUGCUGGCCAGAGACAAGGUUGGAGAAGAAGCGACGUCUGUUCGAUGCUCUGCUGAGAUCGCCGGGUCGGAAUAAGGGACAGGAGUCUGAUGACCUAUCUGAAUACAAGCAUUUUGCAAAACUUCAAUAUGCCUUCUUCCCUGCCCCUGCCAACACACACACACAGAUGAUGAGGAUGCCAUGCUUCCUCGCACAGGACAGAUUGGUACUACAGUAAUUAAGUGGCCAUAUUAGAAGUGGCAGCUCAAUUCCAGAAGAAAUAAAGGGAAACCGUCCUCAGGGUGAUUUCUGGGGAAAUCAUCUAACUCCUGAAGGCUUGACAUAGAAGCUUAAUGCUCAUUCUUGCUAAGCCAGAUCUCACAUAACCACGUGGCUUAGUAUUUUUAAAAGCCACAUCCUCCGCAAUAUUGUCUUUAAGUAGUAAGGGCUUGGCCAUUAAAAGAGAAUUAGUGGGGGGGAAAAUGAAGCAUAAGGAAAAGGAAGAAAAAAAAUUUAUUCACUUUGAGUCCCAAGAAACCAAGUGUCACAUUGAUACAUAUCCCCAUGUAGUUUAAAACAAUGACAAAUUUCAGGCUUUUCCAACCAAUUAUAAGAACCUGCAUAGGGUCCCAGAUAAAAAUAUCUUCCCCUCUCUAGAAGGCUUUGGGAAGGAAAGGUAAUGUGCCCCCAGCCCACUACUUCAGCUUAGCUCCUCCCUGUCUCUUGGCAUAUCUUUGUUCAUCUCACAGCUUCAUAUUCUUUGAACUAUGUAGCAAACGAGAAAAGCAAUAAAGGACACGCGCACCACUCCAUUUCUUAUGGUUACAACAUCACAACGUUGUUGUUGUUGUUGUUGUUGUUGUUGUUGUUGUUGUUGUUUCACUUCACUGGGAGCUUUGAAACUGCUCAGGUUACGGCCUAUGACCGGCCUCUGACCGCCAGGAGAACGUAGGCAUCUGUAGAAAGCAGAGGAGCGCUCAUGUUCAGGAUGGAAAGUAGCACAUCUUUCCACCCAGACACCCGCCUCCAAACACUGUCUGCGCUGCCACUUUCCAGGCUUUCCGCACCCCUGGGGGACCAGCCUUGCUCAGAACCACUUGCAUUCCACAGUGGUCUUUCAUCUGUCUGGCGAAAGUUUCCUUUAAAAACAGCAAGAGAGAGCUAAAAAUGAUAAGUGGAUCCACAAGUCGGCCAGUUCUUUUAGAGACAAAAAUGACCUUGUAAUUACUGCUGGAGAGAAAACUCUGUUCAAAUUAGUUGUAGAAGGGGCACUGCAUGGAUCCCCAAAUUAUGCCAGAGCACUUUCACUAGAUGAUUGAUUGCUAGACUGGAAAACCUGAAAGAAUUAAAAACAAAAAAAAAAAACAAAAAAACAAAAACAGAUGAAUACCCAAGUCUGAAAGGGUGCCAUAGAAUUUGUGUUGAGUUUGCCAAAGGUUUAAUUCUGUUGAGACAGGUCGUCCAACCUAUCACCCUAAUCAAAAGGACAGUUCUUUUGUAGGUGAGGGGUCCUGGCAUAGGGGUUCCUGAUGGAACCAGGUUUCAUCAAGUAUUAACAACCAGCAGGUUUACCCUAGCCCAACAAGUUGGUGACUUCACCUGUGUCUUUUUGGGGGAUGGAAAAGAACUGGGUCUGGGCACUCUUCACUAUGUGCCUCUCACAUCAUUGGGAGUCCCCACUAUGUGACCCUUUAUCUGUUUUCAUCAAAAGUAUCUUUAGAGCUUUAUUUCAGAGUCCUUUUUUCCUAACCCUCUUAAUUCUUCCAGUUCUUCUCUACUCAGCGUUUUUACCUGCUUUAUGUUACUCCUAAAUUAUAGAACCCUAUGACUCAUCAUGACACAGGUCAGUCUGAACAGGGCUGAAUUACAGUCUCAAACCUAUUGCUUUGCUCCCUUUUGCUGAACUUCUCUGUUGCUCUUACUUUUACAAAGUCACACUACAUUGCUAAUUCACAUUCAUCUUCUGUACCCUAUCACUUCUGAUCUCUUCUCCGAGACAUUUAGCUAAAGCGGGUGCACCUCUCGGCCUGCCCCAGUGCAUUUGAUUCACCAUUUUGCCUACUAUGAGCCACUCUCCACUUGGCCUCUUUGAGUCUCCAUCUGUUUAUUUCUAGGGCCGCUUCCAGUUUUCAAGUCCAGGUUGGACUCAGAGCUUUCUCCCUUUCCAGAUUCUGCUUGCUCUUGGCCAGUCUACUGAGCAUUUGUCCACCACUUCAUUAAUGUGAAUAUUCAAAAACACUGGGCCCCUCCUCCCAAAAAUUUCUGUUUCAUGUCUUUGGCAGUUUCUCAGGGGGAAAAAAUCCCUCCUGAUUGCUACUGCAAUGUGAACAGAGUUCACAUUCAUAAAAGAGUAGAGUCACAGAAAUACCUUUAGAGUUUAGAGCACCAGUAGGCCUUGGUGCAACAGCACUAACAGGCGUUUAUCCAGGGGUGAAAAGUUUGAACACAGGGUGUGGCAUAAUCAUGAGGCCUGGUGAAGUCAAGUUCAUGGGCUUCAUUUUUACUGUCAUAAUUCCACGCUCACAAAGAACUCAGAGUGGGGGAGACACCACUGGAGAUCAUUCAGAAACUCUACUUGCUUUGAUAUACCAAAAGGAAUUCAUGCUUUCACUUACAUAGGAAAUAGGGGAAAUGUUGGUCCUCCUCUUAUCACCCAGUAUUGUAGUGUAUUUCCUUCCUUGGGUACUAGGUUGGAUAGGAAUUGUGUGGCUGUAGAUUGGGUCCUGGCCCAGGAAAGUGGGCUACAGUUCAGCAAAAGCACAGGAAUUUGGUUCUGCAUUCUCACGUAUUGGGCUGCAUGUUCCUUUAUAAUGGAUCCGUAAGUAACAAAGGCCUUGGGACUGACAGUUCUCUUAAACAGUGAAUUACCUGAAAGAGAAUGCUAAUUUUUAAAAUCAUGUCACACACACACACACACACACAAAGGAAUGAGUUAAGUCUGAAUCCCUGAAUUAAAUAAUUUUAAGGAUCAAAUUACAUGCAUGCAGUAUGGAUAGAUAAUUCCUUGCCAUUUAAUUAAAUGAUUCUCCAAUUCUUCUCAUCAGGAUAAAACUGAAGGACAAUGGAUGCCUUUUGGGUUUUUAAUUUUUUAAUAUUGCACUUUAUAGUACUUCAUAAGAGACAAUUGUCUUAAUUAAAGCCAUAAAAUACCAAUAAUACAUAUAUUCAGGGCUUCUGAAUAUAGUCAAUCAAUAAGCAGUCAUGAGUCAUUCCUGUUUUGUAUUGUUUAUUGUAAAUUGGAGUUUAUCUGUUCUGUUUUUUAUUGCAUACAAUUAUUGUUCUAGACAAUCCUAACCUGAUAAACUUUAAAUGUGUACUUUAAUAAAACUCUGCAAAUGAAAGAAAUUAUUCAUUUCACAAAAGCAUUCUUCAUCUUCAAAGUAGCUUGUGACAUAGUUUCUUGAAACAGCAAGUUCUGAUACUAUAUUGAAAGUCUAAAUUAUAGAUCUACUAUUUUUCAGGAAUCCAUUUGUUAUGUAAAGCAAGGUUCACCUAUACAGAGAGUGAAAUGGAUAAUUAGGUAAAUACAUACCUGGGAAACAUAAGGUUUGUUUGAGUUUUUAUAUAUAUAAAUGUGGGAUGGGCCUAAGAAGUUCCCUUAUAAAAAUGGCAAACAUAGAUAUACAAUUUGUCAAUAAUUUCCUGUGCUGAAAUAUAAACCUUCCUUGGGAGGACACGGCAAAUAACAGACAUCAUAACGCAUUUCCUUUCUGCUAAAAUACACAUGUUCUGACCAGUGUGGUAGACUACUUACCUAUACACAGACGUCCCCACAACUAGAAACUUUAAUAUUUCCAUUUAUCAUAAUUUUCUAUGUAAUUUGAGGGAAAGCUAAAAGAAUAACCAAAAAGCACUUAAGAGCCUAGAAAUAUUCACCACAACUGGACCUCUAAAUUCUCAACAUGGAGUAAACAUGGUUAUUAAAUUGAACGACCCCACCAAUUUGAUGCUUAAAUGGCCAUUUACCCUAAGUCAGAGUGUCUAGGCCCAGAGCCAGUGACGUUCUUGUUGGGGACUGUUUUGUGGUCCGAAGAGUUUCUCCAAAGGGCAGAGACUCUAUCCAGAAGAGGGAGCCUCUGUUGACAUACAGCCCUGCUGAACUCUGCACAUAAAGUCCAUAUUUGUGCCCUGCACCUAUCUCAAGUGUGUCUUCUGCUCGAGUCUGAGAAAGUUCGAGAAGCAAGAGCUUUUAUCUCCAAACAAUCUGCAGUCUCAUGGAGCCAUCAAAAAUUGGAGUAGCAAAGCUACCUUCCUGGAUUAAUUAAGUUGCCACUAGCACUAGAGGAAAGAUAAAUUAUACUUUUGUUCUUUGCAUAUUGGUAAAACAGAGAAAAUGUGGUCACCACUGACCCCAACAAAGACUUUUGCCCUAGAACACAUAAACUCUUUUUUGGAGAGAUUAUAUUAACAAUAUCAGAAUGCCAUUUUUGUAAAGGAUCUUUUUAGGGAUAGAUGUCAUCUCGCUCUUCCUUUGUUUGCCUCCAUUUUAAAGAAGCAUUUUAACCCUUCUCUUUACCCCCAGCAAGACUCCAGCUGAUGCACUUCUGAAUUAUUUUUGUCAUUUUCUGUGUGUUUUGUUUAUUACGUGCAAUUUUCACUGGAUGACAGAUGUAUGGAGAUUUCGCGUCAGUUUAUUCUCUGUGAAUAUGUCUGUACAUAGACGGAAAGCUAUAUUUAUUUGUACAUAGGCUGUUUGCAGUAAUGUGUUCUGUCACAUGGACUCCACUUGACAAAGGGCGUUUCCUCACUGUGUUCCUGUUAUGCUUUCCACACCUUUGUGCUUCUCCUGCUGGUAAUCAACUCAUAGAAUAUCACUUUAUGUAACUAAGUCUCCUCGGUGUGAAAAAUAAUAGUAAUAAAAUUACUGACUCAAAAAAC
Molecule: messenger RNA, 11202 nt
Organism: Canis lupus familiaris (dog)
Lineage: Eukaryota; Metazoa; Chordata; Mammalia; Carnivora; Canidae
Gene: SLC24A2
Product: solute carrier family 24 member 2
Exons: 11
Coding region: 392-2386 (664 amino acids)
Biological process (GO): long-term synaptic depression; intracellular calcium ion homeostasis; calcium ion transmembrane transport
Cellular component (GO): membrane
Molecular function (GO): calcium channel activity; calcium, potassium:sodium antiporter activity
Source: RefSeq, a predicted model, not a curated record